Molecule: messenger RNA, 1043 nt
Organism: Coregonus clupeaformis (lake whitefish)
Lineage: Eukaryota; Metazoa; Chordata; Actinopteri; Salmoniformes; Salmonidae
Product: UBX domain-containing protein 10-like
Exons: 3
Coding region: 127-945 (272 amino acids)
Source: RefSeq, a predicted model, not a curated record
UGACGAUGCCUACUGAAAAUGCUUGAAAACUUCCCUCGAGUGUUGACAAGCAAAAACGAGACUGAUCUAUCAGCUAAAAUGCAAGAGUUGAGUCACAUCUAAAACAUUAUACUGCUGUGGAGAAGAAUGCAUUUGACCAGGCCAAAGUCCUCGAAAGGGCGUAGUCGACCCAACCUGAGCUACACCCCAAACAUGGAUGUGGCUGACAGCUACCAAGACACACCACUGAUCCCAAAGCCUCCUUCAAUGGGCAACGACAGGUCAGAUCGCUGCCUCCGCUCCCGCUGUCAAUCCCUCUUCAGGCAGAGCAGCCAGCUGAGCGUGGAAGAAGUCCCAGACUACCUAGAUACUGUUUCUGAGGUACCCUAUCUUCCCUUCCCUUGGAACAAAUACAAGCCCCUCCCCUCCAUUGAGAAGAAGCUGUCAGAGGAGGGUGUCUCUUUUAGGGGCAUGGAGGAGAAGACAUCCAAGCUCAGUCUGUCCGACAGCCUCAUCGUCCAUACUCGGCGAGGGCACGGGGAGCAUCAGCUGUCCUCAGUGAGGACCCGAGCCGUAUCCCAGAGCAACCUGGAGAUAGGCAACGUGUCAGAGGUGCUUUGCAAGGUCUGCCCCACUCCCUACCCUCCGGACCUCAGCGUGAUGGCCACGCCCCAGAGACAGAAAGCCCUCCAGUAUUCUCUUGCCAUCCGGGCCCCAUGUGGGAGGAGGUUUGAGCACCACUUCCUACCCACAGACACCCUACUGAAGGUGCUAGCCAGUGCAGAGGCCAGAUAUUGGGCCAGAUAUGAGCAUGGUUACAUUGUGAUCGUGGAUGGCUACGUCAAGAGUGGUGUGGAUAGACCCCUCCGAAGGACAUUCACAGACCUGAACAUGACUUUGGCCCAAUGUGGCAUCUUAAAUAGAUCAGUACUGUGGGUCUUUCAGGAGGAUAUGGACUCUGCCUGAACUCAAGAUGGAUGACACAGUAUAACAACCAACAUUAAAGUUAUCUGACAAAUAGGCCUAUAUAUUAUACACUGCUCAAAAAAAUAAAGGGAACACUA